AUGCGGUCGAUUAGGGCUGGAAAUGUCUACGGAAGUAAGAGAUGCUUACAAAUUGAAACCCGACCUGCGGAAUUGUUUAGUACUGGACAACCAACCCAUGAAACAAGAAGACAUUAUUUACCAGAGCCAGGAUAUUUGACUCCUGGGAUCAGUGCAUUGGAGUAUUAUGAUAGAAGGGCCGAGCUUAUGGCCCAGUUACCAGCCAAGUCCAUAGUUAUAUUGGUUGGUAAUCAAGUGCAGUUCAGCAGUGGUAGUGUAUUUCAUGAGUUCCAACAGGAUAAUGAUUUGUAUUAUUUGACUGGAUGGCUAGAACCGGACUCCGUUGCCAUAAUUGAAAAAACGCUGAAUACAGGUAGCGACGAAGAUAUUGCGUUGCAUAUGUUGGUGCCCACCAAGAAUCCAGCGGUUGAAUUAUGGGAAGGGGAAAGAUCGGGAAUGCAAGGAGCUUAUGAUUUUUUCAAUGCCGAUUAUGUUGAGGAUAUUAAUAAGAUUGAUAGAUAUUUGGAUGGUUUAUUGAAGAAGAAUGAAUAUGUAUAUUGGGAUGAUAAGAAUAAAUCAAAAUCAGGGGUUAAUAAUUCAUCAAAGUUUCAAACUUUUUUCAAUAAUUUUUCCGUUCAUAAGAUUCCUAAUACAAUUAAUGAAACUUUGAAAAAUUCCAGAAAUUGUUUAAUCAGAUCGAUUAAACCUACCAUUGCAAAACAAAGAUCAAUCAAAUCCCCGGCUGAAAUCAAAGUAAUGCAUAAAGCCGGCCAAAUAUCAUCAAGAGCUAUUAACAAGGCCAUUGCCAAAGUUGGGAGUGACGAUCCAAUACAUACUGAAAAGACUUUGUCGAAGUACUUGGAUUACCAAUUUGUUAAAGGAGGUUGUGAUAGACAAGCAUAUAUUCCAGUGGUUGCCAGUGGAUCAAACGCAUUAAUUAUUCAUUAUACUAGAAAUGAUGACUUAUUAUAUAAAGAUGAGAUGGUUUUCGUUGAUGCUGGAGGAAAAUUAGGGGGUUAUUGUGCUGAUAUUUCAAGAACAUGGCCAAAUUCACCUAAAGGAUUCACACCCGAACAAAAAGAUAUAUAUCAAGUUGUAUUAAAUGCAAAUAAAGUUUGUAUUGAUCAAUGUUUUGAAAGUAAUCAAGUAUCAUUGAAUGAUAUUCAUGAAGUUUCAGUUAAAGUUUUAACUCAAGAAUUGAAAAAUUUACCAGGAUUUGGAUUAAUUAAUUCUGGUGACGUUAGCAGAUAUUUGUAUCCACAUUAUAUUGGCCAUCAUUUAGGCUUAGAUUUACAUGACAUUCCUUCAGUUUCAAGAUAUCAAAAAUUGAAGGCUGGUAAUGUGGUAACAAUAGAACCAGGGGUGUAUGUACCAAAGGAUGAUAAAUGGCCAAAAGCAUAUCAAGGAAUUGGUGUUAGAGUUGAAGAUGAUAUAGUUGUUGGGAAAUACAGUAAAGAUAUUUUAAAUUUAACUAGUGGAUGUGUUAAAGAAGUUGAAGAUAUUGAAAGUUUAAUCAGGUCAGGAAAAGUAACUACUCCUGGAGCUUAUGAUGAAUUAGUUGAAUUAAAUAUAUAA
Molecule: messenger RNA, 1554 nt
Organism: Hyphopichia burtonii NRRL Y-1933
Lineage: Eukaryota; Fungi; Ascomycota; Pichiomycetes; Serinales; Debaryomycetaceae
Product: aminopeptidase
Exons: 1
Coding region: 1-1554 (517 amino acids)
Cellular component (GO): mitochondrion
Molecular function (GO): manganese ion binding; metalloaminopeptidase activity
Source: RefSeq, a predicted model, not a curated record